UUCUUUGCACCAGGGGCUCUCCUUGUGUACAUGUUGAAUAAAGCUUUAUUGAAUUGAAUUGAAUCGCAUUGGAUCGAAGUCCCAUGAUUUCUACCCAGCAUCAGACUCACUGGGAACCACCAAAUCCCAACAGUUUCUUGGCGCAGCGAGCAGGGUCUGAAAUAUCCUUCAGGAUCACGACCUACAAUCAAAUUAGAGGAUGGCCAAACGCACAUGAAAGACUUAGAAGUGAUCCUGCAGCACUUGGCAGACAGUGGGGAAAGAAAUCUUCGGCAGUCCAUGUAGCAAGAUGGACUCGAUGGGAAACAAGUUUGCUAAUGCCUUCAGCACAUCUGCAACGAGCAUCAUUGCUAAACCCUGCCACCCUCAUUCCUAGCCUAGAUAAGGGACACCCGCAUCAUGGUUGCCUUAAGGUAGAGCCCAUGGACCUUCUAUUGGUAAAAGAAACUGAAAUACCUGAUGCCCCUUGCCUAUACGUGGAUGGUUCUUCCUUCUAUGUCAACGGCAAGCGACACACAGGAUGGGCUGUUUGUACUCAAGAUGGGCAGCUGGUGGCGCAUGGCAGUUUACCUGGAGCAUCGGCCCAAGUAGCAGAACUACGGGCAUUAAUUGCAGCAUGUGAAGCUGCGGAAGGUCAUGCUAUAAACAUAUAUACUGAUUCUAGAUACGCUUUUGGGGUUGUACAUGAUUACCUUAACUUGUGGGUAAAUCGAGGAUUCCUGACAAGUACAGGAUCCCCAAUACAAAAGGGGGGGAUAGUGCAGAAACUUCAUGCAGCCAUGCAGAAACCUACUGAAGUAGCAGUAAUAAAAGUAAAGGCCCAUACAAAAGGGACAGAUCCUCAUAGCAAGGGGAACCGAAGGGCAGAUGAACUAGCUAAACAAGCAGCAGUGGAAAGUAAAGAGACCCAAUUAAUUGCUGCAACACAGCUUCUCAUAAAAGCCCCAAACUUUUUUGAAUUACAGGACAUUCAGCACACUGCACCGAGGGCAGAAAAGUGGUUAUGAAUGGAUAAUGGGGGCAAACUGUGUAAUAAUAUCACUUGGAGAGGUCCAGGGAACACAUUAGUGUUACCAAAUGUGCUAAUGGGAACUAUAAUACAAGUGUAUCACAUGUUGGAACAUGAUGAAGCACGAAGGGUGAUUCACCGUAUGUCAAACACCUGGUGGCACCCUAAGCUUAAUGCAAACGUGCAUGAUUAUGUGAGAAAGUGUGUAACGUGUGCGCAAUGUAAUUCUGCUCCCACAGUAAAAGUGAGAAUGCGACAUCAGCCAAGACCAACACAGCCCUUCGAACAGUUACAAAUAUUUUUCAUUGGUCCCCUGCCAAGGUGCAGAGGGAAAAAAUAUGUUCUGGUGAUCAUGGAUCACUUUACUAAAUGGGUAAAAGCUUUCCAAGUGGCCAAGGCCACUGCAGCUGAUGUAGCUAAAAUAUUGAUGUAAUUACCUGGGGAGGAGCCACUGGAUCAGUUGUAAAUGCCAUCACUCAAAUCUAAUACUAGGAACUGGGUUAAAAUUUGUUAGUAGCAGAAAUAACAGUUUACUGUGGUAAAAGUGGGGUUCACGUCUAAUCAAGUUAGAUAUUACCUUAACUCAGCAACAGUUGGUCAGGUCCUCACUGCUGUACUCAGCCAUCUAUUAAGAACUUCUAAAAUGUAUGAACAAGCAUUGGUCUAGGCAUGUGGAAAAAUUGUGUUAUCAUCCUGGCAUGGUAACAUCCUGGUGUUCAACAUGAAAGUUGCAGCCCUGCUAAGAGACUCACUCGUGCCACAAGUGCCAUGUUGGGUAACAGCUGUGGUUCUUGAGAACUGAAUGUCUUCACCUUAAAUGGUGGCAGGGGAGUGGUCCCUAUCGAUAACAGGGGUAUGCUGAGAUGGUCAUUGCAUCCUUGAAGGGAUGUUAAUUCCUGAACUGGAGCCUCAGCCAGGGCACCCACUUCCUUUCGCGUGUCACAGACACCUGUGUAACAUAAGGGCAGGAGAUAACUACUUGGCUUUCCCACGGAACCAAUGUUCCAUGCUGGGAGAAUGGGUUUUGUGUAUGGAAAACCUAAAGUCAGGACAAGCCUUAUCUCAAAUGUUGGGACCUGACUUAAUAAUGCAUGUAAUGUAAGUUAAUAAAUAAUAUAGCAGUAAGAAAGAACUCCACUAUUUGGUGUAAAUGUAAGUGGUUAACUUUGGCAGGCAAGCCUUGCUUAAAUAUCUAGUUCUUCCUAUUGUGUAAAGCCUUUUAAAAGAAAUAUUGAAAAAAGUGGUAGGGCAGUUAAACUGAUUCAGUGAAUAAAAGGGUUUGCCAUUGUAAAAACAAAAACAAAUAAAAAUGGAUUUGGGUUGUGUUCUCGCAAUGGCAUAAGAACUUAUUAUUUUAUUGUAAAUAUUAUGUAUUAGUUUAUUUGUUCCUAAAAUUAUAGUUAAGUAAGCUAAUUAUUGCUCCUAAUAAAUACAAGGAAGUGGUGUUAGUGGGGUCUAAGAAUUGUUCUUGGCCUCAAAACCAAAUGGGGGAGCUGAAGGGUAUGGUUGUGUUUAUUUUAGAUAAAAUGUGGUUUACAGGGUGCUUAUGCAUAGGGAAGCAUGCUGUGGCUCACCGGCCUAGCAACAUUCUGAAGAAGGCCAUGGGGAGGGGUGUGAGCUCGGCAUGUGGACUGGAGCACAAUGAGCAUGUGAUAAACAAACCCAUAUAUGGGUUUGUUUAACUCUGAUUGGUUAAGGUUCAUGUUAUGUAAGUUGUUAUAUAACUUGUUAUAUAAGCACCAUGUGCUAUAAAGUAGCGAGGGGAGGGGCUCCUUGCUGGAGGGACUCUGCCUGAUUCUUUGUACCAGGGGCUCUCU
Gopherus flavomarginatus (Mexican gopher tortoise) is the source of this 2826-nucleotide messenger RNA. RefSeq lists its product as uncharacterized. The record is from RefSeq and is a predicted model, not a curated record. Gene Ontology annotation, molecular function: RNA-DNA hybrid ribonuclease activity; RNA stem-loop binding. Lineage: Eukaryota; Metazoa; Chordata; Testudines; Testudinidae. The coding region runs from base 84 to 1007 and encodes 307 amino acids. The transcript is spliced from 3 exons.